GCCAGUAAAACCAAAUGCAGUCGUGCUCGUGCAUGCUUUUCAAAACAGCUGUUACACGCUGCAGUCUAUGUAGGCGUUGUGCGCAGGCGCAGUGUGAAACAGCGCACGCUACAACAGGAAGAAGCUCCAGCGUCAACUAUCAACUCCCAAAGUCCUCUGUUUAUCGAGCUUGGCAUGAAUAUAUUCGAGAGUAACUGGGCUAAAACCUUAAGCUUCUUCACUGUUUUUGUUGUGGCUCUCGCCGCUGUUUUUAAUUAUCUGGAGAAUUCAGAUACUGACGAGAUCCCAAGUACGUGAUCUUUUGAUUCUCGCUCAUAGGAGCCUAUAAACGACCACACCUCAUAAGAAUGGCAAUUUUCCCUCGUUAUUGUAUUUAGAAUGGAUCUGAACGCGAUGGAGGAGAAUUACCGGCAGAAGAACAGAACGUGCUUCAUUCUCGGCGCUUCAGGUGAGACUGGAAAGGCCCUGCUGAAGGAAAUAGUGGAGCGCAACAUCUUCUCCAAGAUCACUCUCAUUGGACGAAGGCAGUUGACCUUCGAGGAUAAAGCCUAUGAAAAUCUGGUGCAAAAUGUGGUUGAUUUUGAGAAGCUAGACGAAUACGCUGAGGCUUUUCAGGGCCAUGAUGUUGGAUACUGCUGUCUAGGAACAACCAAGGCCAAAGCAGGAGCUGAAGGGUUUGUGCGGGUGGAUCAUGACUAUGUACUCAAGUCUGCAGAACUUGCCAAAGCAGGAGGCUGCUCACAUUUUCACCUCGAAUCCUCCAAAGGUGCAGACAAAACCAGCAGCUUUCUCUACCUGAAAACGAAGGGACAGGUUGAAGCAGAAAUCGAAGACCUUGGGUUUGAGCGUUUCUCCGUCUAUCGACCAGCGGUGCUUUUAGUGGACAGAGAGGAGAGCAGGCCGGCUGAAUGGGUGGCCCAGAAAUUUCUUGGUGCAUUCUCCUCUGUUUUCCCUACAAUGUCUAUUCCCAUCACAGUAGUGGCCAGAGCUAUGGUUGUCAACACGCUUAAAGAUGGAGAAAAGAGAGUGGAAAUUCUUGAAAACAAGGCCAUAUGCAAUCUUGGAGACAAAAAAUAAGAACUUUUUUUUUUUUUACUUAAUUCUGCCGCUGUGUGGUCUUCAGCAGGAUAAUCCAAAAUAUUGUUUUACUGCAGUUUACUUGGAUGUGAUUAUCAUAUUAAGUAUUUUAAAAAACAUAUUCAAUAUAUAGUACUGCUUGACACUAAUUUAAUAUGUGCCGUGUUUCUGUAAGCUUUAUUUUUGGGUUCUGGUGCUUUUUUUGUUAUGUAAUUUUAUAUUGCUCAGGAAAAAUAAAUUAUGUUCAUACUUGACAACAACUAUUGUGUAUACAGUAAUAAUAUUUUGUGUGUAAUAUCUGAAAAGUGGAUUAAAACAGUCACCUCUUUAGUCACAACUGAAA
Molecule: messenger RNA, 1420 nt
Organism: Cyprinus carpio (common carp)
Lineage: Eukaryota; Metazoa; Chordata; Actinopteri; Cypriniformes; Cyprinidae
Product: protein HTATIP2-like
Biological process (GO): import into nucleus
Cellular component (GO): cytoplasm
Source: RefSeq, a predicted model, not a curated record